This is a messenger RNA of Gregarina niphandrodes, 1359 nucleotides long. RefSeq names its product lecithin:cholesterol acyltransferase. NCBI's taxonomy places the organism in Eukaryota, Apicomplexa, Conoidasida, Eugregarinorida, Gregarinidae. Bases 1 to 1359 code for a protein of 452 amino acids. The record is from RefSeq and is a predicted model, not a curated record. Gene Ontology annotation, biological process: lipid metabolic process. The transcript has 3 exons.
AUGGUGCUCCUCAAGCGCCCCUCUCUGCUGUUGGCGUUGGUGCUUAGUGGUGGGAGGGGAGUUUGUGGCGAGGGUCAUCCGUUGGUGUUGAUCCCGGGUAUAACGGGUACGGGUUUGCUGGCGAAGUUGAGUGAGGAGUCGGAGUAUUUCUCGUGUCGAAAUCAGUGGGAGGUGGAGACGCAAGACGACCGGGAUGAUCCUCCGGUAUUGGGAGGGGAAGUUUCGGUUCUUGGUAAGGGUCCGGUGGGUGUGGAGGUUGGUCAGUGGUAUCGGACAUGGUUGACGCUGGACACAUUUCGGCCCCCGGAAUCUCAUCAGGAGUGUUGGUAUAAGGUGAUGGGUUUGCGAUAUCAGAAGCCGUUGAUGAAGUGGCAUUCGUUAGGGACUUGGGUAGACCCACCAGGUGUGGAGACACGUGUGGACGAUGGACUCCAUGGUGUGGAUUACUUAGAUUACCUCGCGGGAUACGGACUAAGUCCGACUAGGUAUUACCAUGACUUGAUUAAUGGGGUUCUGGCAGCGUUUCCACACUACCAGAAGAACGUUAAUUUUACCGCGUUCGGCUAUGACUGGAGAUUGCCCCCAUGGCAACUGGAUUGGAACUCACUCACCAAACAUAUUGAAGAUUUACAUAGCAGACAAGGCAAACCUGUAGUACUUAUCAGCCACUCAAUGGGCAGCUUAUGGCUCAACUACUAUUUGAACACAUACACUACCACUAGGUGGAAAAGGCAGCAUAUUCGAGCUCUCAUAUCAAUCAAUGGAGCUAAUGGUGGUAGUUUCAAAACCCUGAGAGCACUCAUUAGCGGAUACUCUCCCAUCACCUUCUCCUGGUUUGACUACCUUAAAAUACCUCAACUCAUCUCCUUACCCAAAGUCAGAACCCUCUGCCAAACCUACCCGGCCCUCUUCUCCCUUCUACCAAACGAUGUUAUAUACGGACCGGACUCGCACGUGGUCACGUAUAAAGACUCACACGGAACCCAACAAAGAUACACUCUACAAAACUGGACUGAUACAUUGCCUUCAAAUGAGCUAAAAGAUCAAAUAGAGAGCGUCAAAACGACGUUAGGAAAUGUUGGACUCCAGGACCCAGAAGUGGAAUAUUAUUGCCUCUACUCUAUUCAAAACGAACAAUCAACCGAAUUUAGAUAUUCUUAUGAUACUGGGACCUUCGAUAAGGAUCCUUCAAUUCAAUACACCUGGGGCGACGGAACAAUAGCAGCACCAAGUCUAACAUACUGUCGUGCUUGGGAUAGUACUCGGAUGGUUAAGGUUUUCAAAGGCAUUGAUCAUAUGUUUGCAUUACGAGACUCAGCAGUGAUAUCAUCGGUUGUGAAUAUUCUGAGUAAUCUAUGA